This is a messenger RNA of Aspergillus saccharolyticus JOP 1030-1, 694 nucleotides long. RefSeq names its product translation machinery-associated protein 16. NCBI's taxonomy places the organism in Eukaryota, Fungi, Ascomycota, Eurotiomycetes, Eurotiales, Aspergillaceae. The coding region runs from base 38 to 574 and encodes 178 amino acids. The record is from RefSeq and is a predicted model, not a curated record. Gene Ontology annotation, cellular component: nucleus. The transcript is spliced from 3 exons.
AACUAGCGGAAAGGAGAUUGAAGAAAAAGCCGUCAACAUGCCGAAGACGCUGCAGAAAGUACACAAGCACAUUGCGAAGAAGAGAGGCGCCGUUGAGGCUCUUCACGAGUUCAGCAGAGAUGCCAGAAGACUGCGCCGUGCCACCGCUAGAGAUGAUCGAGUCGCUCGAGUAUCCGCCAAUAUGUCGCGGGGUAGACAAACAUAUGUCGACCGCAUUUCCUACUUCUACGAGACCCUGCCCGAGGAUACGACAGCCAUGUCGGAAGACGAGAUGAAGGAUAUCGUGGCGAGGUAUAUCAACCGCAGUGUGCCUGAGAUUGAACAAUUACAGAGUGAGCGACGGAAAGGCAGGCCUCCAAGCAAGCGGGAAGAAGCGUUGCUGCAACGCACCGAUGUUGAAAAUAAGGAGUUCAAAACGGGGUUUUGGAUGCCUGAUCUUAGUGACGAGAGUGUGAUUAAGUCGCUUAGAGCGUGGAAUGGAGACUGGUCUGGCUUGAGCACUAUGAAAUUCAUCCGGAUCACCAAGGAUGGAGGCAAGCAGCCUUCGAUAUUCCCUCCGAAAGGAAUGUCCUGAAAAUGUUUUCUUUGGUUUUUCGUUUCUUGAAAUGCUCUUUUUAGAUCAGUAUUGGAUACCCAUAUGCUGGAGUCGGAAGCUGCGGCGAACACUUCAUCACAUAAUGCGAAUGCCAUCGAC